Messenger RNA from Ceraceosorus guamensis, 2820 nucleotides. RefSeq names its product putative calcineurin catalytic subunit. The record is from RefSeq and is a predicted model, not a curated record. Gene Ontology annotation, molecular function: calmodulin-dependent protein phosphatase activity; calmodulin binding. Gene Ontology annotation, biological process: fungal-type cell wall organization; calcineurin-mediated signaling. Gene Ontology annotation, cellular component: cytoplasm; calcineurin complex. Bases 389 to 2353 code for a protein of 654 amino acids. NCBI's taxonomy places the organism in Eukaryota, Fungi, Basidiomycota, Exobasidiomycetes, Ceraceosorales, Ceraceosoraceae. The transcript is spliced from 10 exons.
CGCUUUGUUGACCUGAGAAUGACCAACUUACACAACUCCACCUCUCACCGAAUUUGUGACAAUAACUCGCACAAGGCUUCCUCAUCACAGGUCACUCAACACUGGAGCGCUCGUGGCGAUAGAAAGGACAGAAACCCUGUUUUACAGGAGCUUGUUCCGCCUUGCCUGUUGGAAGCACGCUUGAUGGCCUAUUCGAAGCGCUUCUUUACCCUUAACCUCCCCUGAAUCGCACUUACACUGAACAUUUCAGCAUCCGACGUGGAUAAAUUCGGUACGCGAAAGCGCCAUAGCUCCGAGCACGACAAUUCCGCGCGCGAACUUGGUUGACGUGCAAACAGGACUGCCACUGCUCUCACCAAGCUCAUCGAAGGGCCCGACCUUUUGCACCAUGGCUCAUCAACCAGGGAAGAGGGAGAUAUUGGAGGCAGCGCUCGGCCAGAUCACCAACAAGCCAGCGCCUCCAGAGAUUGACUUCACGAUCCACACAACAGACGAUGGGACUCAAGUGUCGACAGUGGAGAGGGUGAUCAAGGAUGUUCAGGCACCUGCCAUGCUCCCUCCCACGGACGAACAGUUCUACUCUGCGCAAGACCCUUCCAAGCCUGAUAUCGCUUUUCUGAAGAAUCACUUUUACAGAGAGGGUAGACUCAAGGAAGAACAGGCUUUGUUCAUCAUUCGGAGAGCCACAGAGAUCCUCAGGCAAGAGCCUAAUCUGCUCGAAGUCGAUGCACCCAUCACAGUGUGCGGCGAUAUUCACGGGCAAUACUUUGACCUGAUGAAGCUCUUCGAGGUGGGAGGCAACCCGGCAGAAACGCGGUACUUGUUCCUAGGAGAUUACGUAGAUAGAGGCUACUUUUCCAUUGAAUGCGUACUCUACCUUUGGGCACUCAAGAUUUGGUACCCAGAAACGCUGUUCCUUCUGAGAGGUAACCACGAGUGCAGACAUUUGACCGACUACUUUACCUUCAAGCUUGAAUGCAAGCACAAGUACUCUGAGCUCAUCUACGACGAAUGCAUGGAGAGCUUCUGCACUCUGCCACUGGGUGCUAUCAUGAACAAACAAUUCUUGUGUAUUCAUGGAGGACUCAGUCCCGAGCUGCAGACCCUCGAUGAUCUCAGAAAUCUCAAUCGCUUCCGCGAGCCUCCAACACACGGGUUGAUGUGCGACUUGUUGUGGGCAGACCCUCUGGAAGAUUUUGGCUCGGAGAAGACGACCGAGACGUUCAUUCACAAUCAUGUUCGGGGCUGUUCUUACUUCUUCACAUACCAAGCUGCGUGCCAAUUUUUGGAGCGCAACAACCUACUUUCAAUCAUCAGAGCGCACGAAGCGCAGGAUGCAGGAUACCGCAUGUAUCGCAAGACGAAGACCACUGGGUUCCCUUCUGUUAUGACCAUCUUCUCGGCGCCUAAUUACUUGGACGUGUACAACAACAAGGCUGCGGUACUAAAGUACGAGAACAACGUCAUGAAUAUCCGUCAAUUCAACUGCACUCCUCAUCCAUACUGGCUGCCAAACUUUAUGGACGUCUUCACAUGGUCAUUGCCUUUCGUCGGCGAGAAAAUCACCGACAUGUUGAUUGCUAUCCUCAACAUCUGUAGCAAAGAGGAGCUCGAGGAAGAGGAGGAGGAGGAGGAGGAGGAAGCAUCAGCACCUGCUUCCGGAGCUGUGACCCCAGGAGAGGGAGAUGAGAUGGAGACGGAUGAGGACGGCGCCGAGCGCAGAGUCGUGAUCAAGAACAAGAUCCUGGCUGUCGGUCGUAUGUCCCGCGUCUUCGCGCUGCUUCGUGAGGAGGCCGAGCGCGUUUCGGAGCUCAAGGGAGCUUCAUCCUCGGGCAAGCUGCCCUACGGCACCCUUGCGUCGGGAAGCGAGGGCAUCAAGGAGGCAAUCUCAAGUUUCGACGAUGCGCGUGGCGCAGAUAUCGAGAACGAACGUCUACCUCCCGACUUAAUCGAUGCGGACGAGAACGAGCCAGCGUCUCCCGCCGAUGGCAAGCGCUUGUCUUCUCCUAGCAUGGACGAGACCGAAGAUGUUUCAGGCUCGAGCUACGGCCCAGGUAGCUCUUCGGUUCCAUCUUCCCCCGGCGGUGUUUCCAGCACUGGAGAGAUCUCAGGUGCCUCCUCGUCUGGCCGAUCUCAUCGCCGAGGUCACUCUAGAACUUCCAGCCUGGGCACGACGAACACCUCAAGUCCGAGUAACAGAAGGAGAAGCUUGGAGAGCACUGUCAACAUGAUCAAGGAGGCCUUGUCCGGAGAGGAAGGAGGCGACGAUGCUCACAUCGAGAAGCUCGCCAACGACAUCAGCAGCCCAUCGUCACCGAAGACGCGCAGGUCGAUCGAACGGACGCAGAGCUGAUGAAUGCCGUAGGUAGGCUUUGCAGAAUUUCUAGGCGGCAGAGCGAACGCGGGCCGCAUCUGGACGCCCUCAUCUUUGAUCUCAAGGUGACGCUUGAGGCGGCUGAACGAGUCUAACGGCCAGUCAUGGUUCUCCGAAGACCCCUCCCUUUCUUCUAGCCCGCAAUCAUCACCUUCUUCAAUCCCUCGAGUGAUCCCAUUCACACUCUCACCUCACGAAUAUCCUCCUCUUCUUCACGUCUUCCUGAUAUACUGCGCAAAAACAUUCGCUAGCAAAGCGAUCACGUUGCAGCUGCAUUCUCUCAUACGACUUGGCUCAGGAUCCCAAAGACUCGUCGAAAGGGUGUCUUUUCACAAAGAGGCUUCCGCGAACAUUGUGAAAGAGCUGUCUCUGUCUUCUGGAUACGAGAUUGAGAGUGCGAGCUUGACAUGUAGAAUGCGCGUAAUUAGGGAUGGAAGAAGCCGAUG